Cucurbita pepo subsp. pepo (vegetable marrow) is the source of this 368-nucleotide messenger RNA. The record is from RefSeq and is a predicted model, not a curated record. NCBI's taxonomy places the organism in Eukaryota, Viridiplantae, Streptophyta, Magnoliopsida, Cucurbitales, Cucurbitaceae.
AGGUUUGGGGGGAUUUCACUUGUCAAGUUUCAGGCAAUGACAUUUGCGCCACAACUGGCCGGUUGACCCCAACAUUGUACAACCAAAUGACAUCUGCAGCAAGCGUGAGUUAUGGUUUGUAUCGGUUUGGACCGUUCUUUGUGGACCUCGUAGAUUGUACAUUUGUUCGUCAAGUGUUUAUGGACAUCAGUAAAAAUCAUUGCCCUGGCCUCCGACUGUUCAUGGAAUUGACAUACGUUGGGUUGCUUAUGAUGUCUGGUUCUGUCAUGCUCUCCCUGAUCUUCUGGAUUAUAUAUGCAAGAGAGCGACGACAUCGAGUCUAUACUAAGCAAUUUAUUGCACGAACUCGCAGCUAGAUAUCGACUGAU